AUUUUAAUAUUUUCAGUUUCUACAAGGUAUUUUUGUGGGCUGUAUAUAUACCCUAUGCAGAUGUUACUGGCCCCACACGUAUUUGUGAGGAGAUCGUAUAUAUUUCUUAAAAAAAAAAAUACUUUGCUUCUCUAUGAUGUUUAAAAACGUGUAUGAUCCUUAAAUCAAAAUUUUCGGUUGUUAAACUAAUUAAAAUUUAACACCUCAAUUAAUUUUUUAUUUUUUAAAAAAUUAAAAUUCUAAUAAAAUUAAUAAAAUUAGUUAACAUAUUUAAUAUAAAUUAAAUUAAUUUAUACUUAAACUUUGACAAAUUUAACAGGGUAAGAGACAUCAAUUUUUAACAGGUGAUCAUGAUCUUGAUUCAUGAUCCUUUGGAAAAACCCCACUAAAGUAUGGCUAGAAGUAAUGCAGAGGAUAGUAAACCAUGACUGUUGACCGUUCAAAUCAACUCUUGAGUCUGUGUCCUUUUUUUUAUUAUUAUUAAUUUUUUUUCCCUUAAUUGAAUCUGUGUCUUCUAUUCUAUUAAAUUUAGAGAUUUUUACACCUCAUGUCAAAAUUGACAUCUUUUUUACAUUUUUAUCAAUACACGGUUUUUUAAACUUUUUUAACUUUUACAUUUUUCAAUUUUACUUUUCAAAAAGUUUCAUAAUUACAAAAUUACCUUUUCCCUUCUUCCUUACACACGUACACGCACGCCACCUCAUAACUCCUUUUUUAUUUUUUUUUUUUGAAUUUUUCAUUUCUCUGAUUCUUCCACUCUUCAAACCGUAGCUUCCCACGAUCACCAUUCUCAAGCCCUAACCCAUUUCUUCUUCCCACGAUCACCUUCUCCAAGCCCUCACCCACGUUUUCCUCAACCUACAUUGUCAUCCUCCACUAUUUUUUUCUAUAUAAAUGGCAACCACUAGAAGUGGUUCGAAAUCACCAUCUCCGGCGAAGAAAGUUUCUAAAAAAUCGAAGAAGGCUCCAGCUGUUACUUCCAAAGUCGAACCUAAAAUGGGGUUAAAAAAAAUUGCUAAAAAUUUAGUGGCUGAUGUUCCAGAGACAUCGGCCUCUAAGAAAAGAGCCCUUCCUGUUAAAGUAGAUGCUCCUAAGACUAAGAGAGCAAAAAUUUCCAAGUCUGCACGCGAUGUUUCCUCAGAUUCCGAUUUUGAGGAUGAAGUGCAUGGUGAGGACCAAAAGCCCAAAGUUAAAUCAAAGGUAAUUUAAAUUUGCUUGGUUUCAUUUUAUUGUGUUAAUUUUUACAUGAGCUUUUUAGGUCACUGGUUUAGGUGUUUAUUAGGAUGUUUUUAUGUUUUUUUUGUGUUCUUUAUGUAUUUCUGUCCUGUAUUGUGGUUGAUGUUGUUUUGUUGUUUUUAUUCAGUUGUUGUUUGGUUGUUGAAAAAAAACCCAGUUCAAUUCGUAUUUUGUCACAGUUUUGAGUUGCUUUUCCCCAUUGGUUGGUUAUAUGUUUUUUGUGAAUUUGUUUUCGGUUGUUUUACACACUAUUGGUAUUGAAAAGCAUUUUACUAAUUUCAAUUGCAACCAGAUCUUUCAGUUUAUUCUUUAGUUUUGUAUAUGU
Molecule: messenger RNA, 1561 nt
Organism: Cannabis sativa
Lineage: Eukaryota; Viridiplantae; Streptophyta; Magnoliopsida; Rosales; Cannabaceae
Exons: 2
Coding region: 895-1209 (104 amino acids)
Source: RefSeq, a predicted model, not a curated record